This is a messenger RNA of Linum trigynum, 3510 nucleotides long. NCBI's taxonomy places the organism in Eukaryota, Viridiplantae, Streptophyta, Magnoliopsida, Malpighiales, Linaceae. The record is from the annotation of a GenBank genome assembly.
UUGUUUCCUUUCAUCAAUUAUAUUUGUUUCCAUGGAUCAACUCGUCCCCCUUCAAUCCAUAUUUCAAAUUUGUUUCCAUGGAUCAGCUCGUCCCCCUUCAAUCCAUAUUUCAAUUUCUAUACUGGGUCAUCUCCAUAUGUGUUUAAUGUGAGACACAAAAUGCUCAGUCUCAUGUAAGUCCAUUCACAAAUUCCUAUAUGUACUCUCCAUUCUUUUCAAAUGCAUAUAGUUUUUCAAUGCCCAUGUUUAAAAAUCCAAAUUUCCAAUAUUCUCAACACAAUUAUGCGUCAUAUAAUGUCCCAAAUAACGUCACUGAAUCUCAGCCAAACCAAUCUCCUGUCACUCCCACUGAGUGUACUGACAAGGAUUCUCCGUUUCCUGAGCAUUGUAGUCAAGAAAUGUCAACAACUGCUGACCAUAGAAGCAACAACGAGAAAAUCCUUUGGAACCCGGAAGAUGACUUUAUCUUGUGUAGUGCUUGGUUGAAUAUCAGCAAAGAUUCACUGAUCCGUAGAGAACCCACGGGUUUUUCAAAGUUAUCGGAGUUUUUGGGAGGGCAUUCAAGAAUAUGAAGAGAACCCACGGAUUUUUCAGAUCCACUGAAAAAGACUUCUAACUCCACCCUAUAAUUAACAACCAGCCCAUAUGCAAAAAACACUAUUAAGUGAUGAAACAGAUUAAGUGAUGAAACAGAAUAGUGAACCAAGAUUCAUAACUGAAUUAUCAAAGAGAUGGAUCAGAACAUAGGCUUGAAAUCUCUCAAAAAGAGAUAAAAAUCGCGCAGUUAUAUCAACUUCGUUCAUUUGGGGAAAUUAUCAUCACUUCCAUCUCAAGACCACAACAUACCAUUCAAAAACAUGAUCGUAAUCAGCACUUAAAAAAAAACAUACAGACAGCAAAAAACCAUGUUCUAAAGAGCCAACCAUGAUGAAACAAAGUUGAAUAACAGAGAAGGAUCAGAACAUAAUCUCUUACAAAGAUAUUUGAAAUCGCUCAGUUUAUUCAGGUUCGUUCAUUUCGGAAAAGUGUUAUCACAUCCAAUCCAAAUAACUCAACAAACAAACAAUAAAAAUCCAUUCUUUACUGAAAGAGUUUCGAUUGAAGACUUUGGCAAUUUGUUUAGGAAGAAGCCUCAGUAAGCCAGUCUAAUUUGACAUCAAGAUUGAAACAAUUCAGCCGGUAAUUCCAACUAAACAAAGAAAUCAUCAUAGACUUCAAAUUGAAUUAAAAAAAAAAAAGAGAAGAAAAAAUCAAAUGUAAUCGCCCAAAACGGCUCUGUGAAUCGGCUAAGAUCAAAGAUUCACAGGUUCCUAUCAGAAAGCGAAACAUUCAGAGAAUUCGAUAUUGGUCCAUUCAUAGCAUCGCCGGUCAUUGCAAUUAUAUGCUACCGGCGACGUGGCAUGGACCCAGAAACGACGGAUAAAAGGAAACGCAAAUAGAACUGAAAAAAAAAAGAAUAGAUUUUCUUCCAAACCCUCAGAGACCCGAUCCUAAUCAACCACACAGCGGCAGCUCCGCCGAACGGCCGCGAGAUCGCUGACCAAAAUCCACAGGACGAAGCAGAGAAGCAAGACGCCCCAUAGAACUAAUCAAUGGAGCCGCCAUCCGAUCGGGCGGCGGAUUAAGCGAGAGACGAAAACGCGGUUGUUCCGACGGCGGAAGGCCCGCCGCUGCUUUUUUAUUGUGUCAUACGGCUCUACCUAUUCAAGGGGUUUUUCCUCACAGGGGAAACUACACGAAAGUAAGAUUAGAAGAAGAAAGCAAAGGUAGGAAAUCAGAAACCCUAAUUGAAAGGAAUCGGAGAAGGAUUUUGUAGCUAAGGAAGAUGUGAGGAGAUGAGAUAAAGCACUAGCUGACUGCAUUGGAGAUUUGGAGUUCAGAAGAGAUGGUUAUAUUAUAUAGAGGUUUCUGUUGGCGGAAGCAUAACCCUAGUAGCUCACUUGAUUCAGUGAUUGUGAUUACUCCGUCAAAAUAUGGGCUGGGCUUUUCUUUUCGGACGGAGAAAUGGUAUAGUCUGGGCCGUAGCCCAAUCAGCAAUGAGAUCCAAAAUGUCGGUCGCGGCCCAUAAUAGUGAAAAAGCAAAACGACAAUGAUCUGGUGGCAUUUCGCUGUGGAUUACUAGUUACUACUGCUGCGCUCGCUGUCCGUCUGCUGUGGAUUUGAAAAAAUUCUCCAACGGCCGGCCGACGGCUACCUUACUUCGCCGACGAAAGGAUCCACGACAAUCAGACUUCUCUAGGACCUUUGCAGUCAAUUUCGAGAGAUAAAACCGUAUAGCAGAUGGCGAUGGGCGGCGACGCCACCUGGGUCAGUAAGAAGCCGCUGCGGCGGAUCGGAGGGAUGUCGGACGCGCUCUCCAUCGCCGCCGAUCUAGGCUACUCGGUUGCGCCACCGCCUUCGCAGGAGGAAGUGCAGAGCUUGUCAGCAUCUAGUGGUGAAAAGGGUGAUGACCUGAUCAAGGUACUUAGAGAGUUGACAACAGUUCAAAGAAAAAUUGCGGAUCUUCAGGUCGAACUUCAAGGACGAAAGGAUGACAAGAAUGUGGCUCAUUUGACACACGUGAGUGAAAUGGAGAAGAAGAUAGAGGCAUUGUCGAGGAUUACUACCAUAUUAAAAGAUGUCAUUCAGAAUAAGGAUCGUAUUAUAGCUCGUCUUCAACAACCUUACUCACUUGAUUGCAUUCCUGUAGAGGCAGAGUAUCAGAAACAAUUUUCAGAAUUGCUUAUGAAAGCUGCAAGUGACUAUGGGCCCUUGACAGCAUCUGUCUCCGAUUUCCAAUGGACUCAAAACUUCAGGGAGUCUCCUUCUGUUUGGGGGGAAAUGUUGAGGCCAAUUCCUGUUGCAUUAGCAUCAUGCACCCGGUUCUUUGAAGCCAUGUCAGCAAUGAGAGAAUCAUUUGCCACGCUCCAGGAUCUCAGAGUAGGCCACUUGACUGCAUCUCUGCCUUCAACACCAGCAAAUCAUUCUUCUUCUUCCCAAAUGACCCCUCGAGAUUCAGACCUUGUUACCCCUCCAGUUUGGAAAACCGAAUCGAGUCUGGAUGACUUGGCAAUCAAAAGCCUAGGAAAACAACAAGAGCUUCACGGGCAAAUCAAUGAACAGAUCGAAGCAGACCAAGCUGAUUCCUUGAACCAUAAGAGACUCUCGUGGCCGCCGUCAGAUAAACAGAAUGGUGUUUAGCUGAAACACACUAUUCUGGACUUCAAAGUACACAUUCACUAACUACUCUACCUUGCUUGAAAGUAUUCUAUUUAUUGAAACCUUUUAGUUUGGGUUGUGCAUUGUGAUGUCUUUUUUUCUUUCUUUUUCCUGUAUGUAUGUAUCUUGCCCAAUGGUUUUGAUCUCCCUUUAAAGCACAGCUGACUGAUGACAGCUCAAAUCUUUUAUUUCUCUUGGUUGAAAGAUGAGAGUGAUUGGGAUUAUUUCAUGAAACAACCACUUAUCAUCAUCGAAAUGAUAAUUUCGCCUCUCCUAGCAGCAGAGCCAUGGAGUAGGCAAAUCAGUAGUACA